Molecule: messenger RNA, 2203 nt
Organism: Colletotrichum godetiae
Lineage: Eukaryota; Fungi; Ascomycota; Sordariomycetes; Glomerellales; Glomerellaceae
Product: major facilitator superfamily transporter
Exons: 9
Coding region: 372-1862 (496 amino acids)
Biological process (GO): transmembrane transport
Cellular component (GO): membrane
Molecular function (GO): transmembrane transporter activity
Source: RefSeq, a predicted model, not a curated record
CCCAUGGGCUCUUCCCCAGAACGCACCCGGAUCUCAAAUGUUGCCCCCGCUGAUCCAGUUACCCCGGAUUCGGGGAUCAGUCGUAGACAUGACCUUUUGCGUGGGGUAUCAACGAUGCAACAGUCUUGAAAAGUUCAUAAAUACCACGUUUCUGCUGAUUGUCCAGCAUUUCGGGUUGGUCUUGACAAAACGAAGCAAGAGACUGACUCCAUCCUCGUUUAUGCUUAUUUCUUAGACCGCAACUCUCUUCACCGCAGAGUUUAGCCCCGCCGAUCCCUCUUGUUUUUGACAACCCCCCCUUUCCCCGAAAAACAGACUUUGCUGGGCGCACAAUCCGGUCCGCGCACGAGAUCAAUAACAUCAAAUUUACAAUGGCCGCGAGCGAGAAGCGUUCUCCUUCGGUGGAGCGCGAGGAGCAUGCCAUUCAUACCGUCGAUAGUGUCAUCAUGGACGAGAAGCCCAUUCCUCAGGAUGAGGAGAACCGUGACUGGACCGGGUCUGCGAAGAAGACCGAUCCGGAGGAGAUCAAGCUGGUGCGGAAGCUAGAUUGGCGGAUCAUGCCGACACUCUGCAUUAUGUACUUCUUGAACUACGUCGAUCGCAAUGCCAUUGCCCAGGCACGACUGAACAACCUGGAGAAGGAUUUGGGCAUGUCGGGAACGCAGUUCAACACCACAGUUUCGAUCCUCUUUGUGGGCUACGUCCUCAUGCAGAUCCCAUCCAACAUGUUGAUCACCAGAAUUCAACCUGGCAUGUACAUGAGCGCGUGGAUGUUGAUCUGGGCUGUGGUCUCAGGAUGCACGGCACUAGUCCAGAACUACGGAGGUCUUGUCGCUUGCAGGUUCUUCCUCGGUAUCACCGAAGCUCCCUUCUACCCAGGCGCAACCUACAUGCUAUCAAUCUUCUACACCCGUAAAGUAACACCCCCCACAGAGGUCGCCUCCCGCAUAGCCCUCCUCUACUGCGCCCAAAUCCUCGCAACAGGCCUCUCCUCCCUCAUCGCAGCCGGCAUCUUCGCCGGCAUGGACGGCCUCAACGGCAUCGCAGGCUGGCGCUGGCUCUUCAUCGUCGAGGGCGCCGCCACGGGCCUCGUCGCCCUCUUUGGCUUCUGGCUCCUCCCCAACACGCCCCUGACGACGCGCUGGCUCAACGACCGCGAGCGCGAGCUCGCGCACUCCCGCAUGGAGAAGGAUAAGCUGUCCGACUCGGAUGACAAGAAGGCUUCUGCUAUGGAUGGGUUGAAGCAGGCUGUGAGGGACAAGAGGACGUGGUUGUUCUGCUUGAUGCAGAAUUUCCAUUUGAGUGCUUGCAGUUUCAACUCUUUCUUCCCUACUGUUGUCAAGACUCUCGGUUUCAACACGACCGUCACCCUCGUCAUGACCUGCCCGCCUUUCAUCUUCGCUGGUGCCGCGGGUAUCUUGUUCGGCUGGAGUUCCGGCCGACUUCACGAGAGAACAUGGCACAUCACAGUAGGCCUCGGCGUUGCAGUUCUCGGCUUCGUGGUGGCGGCCUCCACCCUCAACACAGCGGCCCGCUACGUUGCCUGCUUCAUCUUCCCCAUGGGAGCUUAUGCCGUGAACUCUGUCAUCAUCGGCUGGGCUUCUUCGACACUGUCACAAACCAAGGAGAAGAAGGCAGUCGUCCUCGCCAUGACCAACGUCGGCGGCCAAAUUGGCUACAUCUACGGCGCCUACCUCUGGCCCAAGAGUGAUGAGCCCCGCUAUGCCAUUGGUUUUGGCGCGUCCGCUGGCUUCGCCUUGCUCUCGAUUCUCUGCGCGUGGUGGAUUCGUGUCUUGCUUGUCAGAGAGAACCGAAGGAUUCGGGCUUCCACCUCGGAAAAUGUCAACUUGUAUGGAUACUAGGUGACGUAGCAAGAGCCUUUUGUAGACGUCCGAGGUUGGCAGUGUCAUCAUUGCCCUUUUGCACAGACUGGAGGCAUGAAUCAAUUCAGCUGCUGGGACUAUAGGGAGCUAUGCUGCCAUCGUGAGCGAGGCAUGUGAGCAUCAAAUAUGAUACCAUGGAACUUGAGUGGAGAUCAGACUACUCACUGUGAUGUAUGUCCAAGACAUCAAGUCGUUCUUCGUGCGAUCGUGCCUCUAGCAUACUCGUCACGGUCAUCCUCCAUUGUAUCUAGUCUUGUAUCCCCGGCAAAAUAUAGUUCAAGGCGAGAAUAGUUCUAGUUUAUUGCUAGUUCAUUACGAUG